GGCAUGUGUAUUCAGUGAUCCCAUUGAUUCGAAUCCGGGCCGGGCACCCAUCCCAUCCGUCAGUCAGUCAGUCAUAUCAUUCAUGCAUUCAGGCAGGCUGGCUGCUCUGCUGGCCUGCCUCCGAAAGAAACGCUUGCUUGCGUCAUCCCUCCCUGCAUCCACCCCUCAUUGCAUUGCCCCGCUCGCUCGCACCGCACAGUAGAACUAUGGCUGCUUGAGGCAGUCAGUGAGUGGGUCAUUGACUCACAUACAUACAUCAUCACAUGUACCCCUCGCCCUUGUCCAUGUACAUGGACUUGACCUGAACCUCCGACGACAACUUGGGACGACCUGAACCAAUCAAUCAGUCAAUCAAUGAUUGAAGCCAUCACACACACACACACACAUCACAUGAAGACGACGCACGACACGAGAAAGGCUCGGUCAGUCGGGGUGUCAGUCGGUGUGUCGUGCCUAUGACCUAUGAACUUCUCGCAGAUAAAGUACAUUUCCCGCGACUCAUUGCGAGAGGCCCUGAACCACAUUUGUGGAACCAUUGAUUGCAUAUGCGCAGCAAUUACACACAGGCAUGCAGGUCGUCACUCCUCUCCUCUCCUCUGGCGGCCUGGCCUGUCUGUCUGUGCGAGAACCCAACCACUAAAUCCACUCACUCACUCACUGACUGACUGACUGACCUUGGCUUGACAGAGCGGACCCUCUCAAACCUCGUUUUCAAGUAUACCUGCCAUGCCAUGCCACGCACACCACACCACACCACACACGGCAGCAAAGCAAUCCGUGCAGGCAGGCAGGUGAGCAGGCAGGUGGGCCGGGCCGCCGCCCACCCACCCAGCCACCCAGCCACCCAGCCACCCACCUUGAGGUUGUCCCCCUGUCCGCCAUAGAAGAGCUUGACGAUGAACCACCCCCCCAGCUUUAACACCUGGUGGACACGCAGCCACUCCCUUCCUCCCUCCGUCGGCCUAUGUCGCGUAUGUCCGUGUGAGGCCUGGAUGUCCCUCCCCGACUGCCUGGCUGCCCUGGAUGCCUGACCUGUUCGACGAAGUCACAGGCGAAGAGUGCGGUCUCAGCCGAUGCCAGGUGGUCGUCUUGUUUGACGCCGAUGAGUUUGGGUGCCAUGUCGCUGAGGACCACGUCGGCCCGCCGGUCGCCCAGGACGUUGAAGCAUCGGUCUAGGAUCUCCUUGUGGCUCACAUCGCCCUGGAUGAAGGUGUGGUGCAGCAACGGGUCCAUACGCACCUUGUCGACCCCCAGCACCACACCACGAGAGCUGCCGUCGCAGUACGUACGCUCAAGAGCUACCUGAGGAAGGAAGGGAGUGGACACCAGGGAGGCAGGGAGGGAGGGAAGUAAUGCCUCGUCGGAAUGAAAUGAAUGGUAAGGCAGGCGAGUAAGGAUGAGUAAGGAUGUAUGUGUGUGUGUGUGGUGUGUGGUCGUUCGUUCCUUCCUUGCUCACUUGUGACCAGCCUCCUGGGUAGCAUCCGAGGUCGACGACCACCUGGUGACGCUUGAGGAAGCAGAAGCGGUCAUCCAUCUGCAUCAGCUUGUAGGCGGCGCGGGACCGGUAAUUCUCCUGCUGGGCCUUCAUGACGUACCGGUCGUUGAUGUGGCGCUCUAUCCAUCGAACACUACAAGCAAAACACAACAGCACGGCAGCCAGCCAGUGGUGGAGGCAGGGAGGGAGGGAGGGAGAUGCAUACAAACAUACAAACAAAUACAUACACAGACAAACAGGUGGCCGCCCCGCCCCGGCCCGCCCACCCGGAUGGAUACCAUGCAGAUAUAUCUAUCUAUAGGAAUGAGUGUGGGUGGUUUCGUGCGUAGGGUACGUGCCCACCUGUGAUUACUCUUCCUGUUGGCCACGUGGCUCAUCUGCACCCCUCCAUGCUUCUGCCGCGCCCAGCUGCAGGAAGGCGCAGCGCAAUGAGCCACACGCUCCCCGCUCACUGAGGUGGACCGAAGCGCCUUUGAUGCCUUCUCCAUAAACGACUUACUACCACCAAGAUCUGCACUAGAGGCUGUUUCAACCUCCACGUAUCGGCUCCAGCGUCAUCCGUUU
Molecule: messenger RNA, 2059 nt
Organism: Vitrella brassicaformis
Lineage: Eukaryota; Vitrellaceae
Source: the annotation of a GenBank genome assembly